Dunckerocampus dactyliophorus (ringed pipefish) is the source of this 1167-nucleotide messenger RNA. It is a transcript of the gene cbln20, whose product is annotated as cerebellin 20. NCBI's taxonomy places the organism in Eukaryota, Metazoa, Chordata, Actinopteri, Syngnathiformes, Syngnathidae. Bases 148 to 831 code for a protein of 227 amino acids. The transcript is spliced from 4 exons. Gene Ontology annotation, molecular function: protein binding. The record is from RefSeq and is a predicted model, not a curated record.
GUGGGAACCAGAAUAUCUGGAACAGGGUGGAGCUUGGAUAUCACCUGAACAGGAUAGAUAGAGGCAUACAGUAUAAAUACAUGUGAAUCAUAGCUCUGCAACAGUCAAUUUAACCUUCUCCCGCUCAGACGACUCCUUCCUGCUGGCAUGAUGAGAGCUAUCAUAAUCCUUUGUCUUCUGGAGUUUGAAUUUGGAUAUUCCUGGCAGGGACCCAUAGCAGACGUGUCUGAAAAUGGCAAAGACAGCCCAGAGGAAGAAUGUGUGACAGACCAGGCUUCAUGUGGCUGCUGCAUUAUGCAGCAGCAGAUGCGCAGGAUGGAGAUGUUCUUAAACACAAGCCUAAAUGAGCUGGAGAAAGAAUUGGAAAAAACCCAAAACACCUUCAACAAUAUCAGAGCGAGCCGCAGUGCCUUCUCUGUGGCGCUAUUUAACAGCGAUGAGCUACGGUGCCACGGACCCUUCCGCGAUGACAUGUUCAUCACCUACACUCACAUUUUUCUCAACUUGGGAGGGGGCUACGAUGUGAACACUGGGGUCUUCACUGUCCCUCGCGCUGGUGUAUACAGCCUGGCCCUGACAGUCUACAGUGAUACCGGUUCCCCCGCCAAACUCCUGGCCGCCUGCGCCAGUCUGCGGGUCAACAGUCGAGUGGUGGCCAAUCUUAAAGAAAAAAACACACAAGACCAAGAAGAUAGUGCCUCUGUUGCUGUGGCCCUCCAACUGGAGGUUGGGGACAAGGUGGCUGCCACUCUGCCCGCUGGAUGCUUCCUUUGUGACGACAAAAGCCACUACAACACUUUCACCGGCUUUCUUCUCUAUGCUACCGACUAAGUUAAAAAAGAAUGGAGGUAGUCAACACUGGGCUGAUCUUUGGUCCCAUAUGAACUCUUUGCCUGGUAGCCUUAAUGUCUCCUAAUUGAACUCAUUUCUACUUUGUCCAUUCUACUUUCUGUUCAUUUUCGUUUUGUCCAAUAGUCUUCUUCCUGAUGAAUGUGGUAAUCUUGGAACCAUGACAUGUGCACUUACAAAAAACACAUUAUAGUAAGCAUUUGUCCAUUGCUCUGACCUUUCCCCUUAUGACUUUAUAUAUUUCACUCGGUUCAUGUCAUCAGAUUGUGGUAUAUGAGAUUCAUCUGUAGAAAUGCAAAUAAACUUUGGUUGUCACAA